GCGGCACUUGCUGGCUGGCUGGGUGCGGGCGCCGGGCUCCCGCGGGAGAAGACCGGCAGCGCCGCCGCUGCCCGGGCCCGGGUCUCGGUCCCGACCCCGCCCCGGGCCCCGGCCUCAGUUUCUCGCCGGGCCCGGCGAUGAAGUGUCACUACGAGGCGCUGGGGGUGCGGCGCGACGCCAGCGAGGAGGAGCUCAAGAAGGCCUAUCGGAAGCUGGCCCUGAAAUGGCACCCGGAUAAAAAUCUGGAUAAUGCUGAAGAAGCUGCUGAACAAUUUAAAUUAAUCCAAGCAGCGUAUGACGUGUUGAGUGAUCCUCAGGAAAGAGCAUGGUAUGAUAAUCACAGAGAAGCCUUACUUAAAGGAGGGAUUGAUGGAGAAUAUCAAGAUGACAGCUUAGAUUUGCUUCACUAUUUCACUGUUACCUGUUACUCUGGUUAUGGAGAUGAUAAAAAGGGCUUUUAUGCAGUCUACCGAAAUGUUUUUGAAAUGAUUGCAAAGGAAGAAAUAGAAUCUGUGUUAGAGGAGGAUAUUCAAGAUUUCCCAACUUUUGGAUACUCCCAUAGUGACUAUGAUACGGUAGUCCAUCCUUUCUACGCUUAUUGGCAGAGUUUCUGCACUCAAAAGAAUUUUGCAUGGAAGGAAGAAUAUGAUACACGGCAAGCUUCAAACCGUUGGGAAAAAAGAGCCAUGGAAAAAGAAAACAAAAAGAUUCGAGACAAAGCGAGAAAAGAGAAGAACGAGCUUGUGCGCCAGCUGGUAGCUUUCAUUCGUAAAAGAGACAGAAGAGUGCAGGCGCAUCGGAAGCUGGUGGAAGAGCAGAACGCAGAGAAGGCCAGGAAGGCUGAGGAGAUGAGGCGGCAGCAGAAGCUGAAGCAGGCCAAGCUGGCAGAGCAGUACCGAGAGCAGAGCUGGAUGACCAUGGCGAAUUUGGAGAAGGAGCUCCAGGAGAUGGAAGCACGGUAUGAAAAGGAGUUUGGAGAUGGAUCGGAUGAAAAUGAAGUGGAGCAACAGGAAACCAAAGACACACAGGAUGGAAAAGACAGCGAUGAGGCUGAGGAGGCUGAGUUUUAUGAUGAUCUCUACUGCCCAGCAUGUGACAAGUCUUUUAAGACAGAAAAGGCCAUGAAGAACCAUGAAAAGUCAAAGAAGCAUCGGGAAAUGGUGGCCUUGUUAAAGCAGCAGUUGGAGGAAGAGGAGGAACAAUUUUCAAAACCUCAAACGGAUGAAGAUCUUUUGAAUGCCAGUUCUGAGGAAGAAACGGAUAAUGCACCAAAACAGAAGCUUUCUAAAAAACAGAAGAAAAAGAAACAUAAACCAACACAGAAUUAUGAUGAUAAUUACAAUGAAAAUGGAACAGAAGAAGCAAUAAAGAUUGACCCAGAAGAUACUAAUUUAAAUGGAGACAGUGCCAAAGAAGUAGAAGGUAGUCCCCAAGAAAAUGUCAGUGUAACAGAGACCAUUGAACCCUGUGUUGAUUUAAAAAGUGAAGCUAAAAGAAUGGAGAGUCAUUUCUUAGUCCUUGAGGAAAGAUCCAAACAUGUUCCUAAACUCAAAGGAAAGAAAACCAAAGAUAUGAAAAAAUCUAUCAAAGUACCUUCUGAACCACAAACAGUGAGUGAUGUUCUUAUCAGCUGUACAGCCUGCCAUAGUGAAUUUCCAUCUCGGAAUAAACUCUUUGAUCAUCUAAAGGCUACUGGUCAUGCAAGAGCACCUACAUCAUCAUCAUCAUCAUCUUUAAACAGCGUAACAAGUAGUCGAAGCAAGAAAGAAAAACGUAAAAUCAGAUAGAAAUUCUGUCAGCACUUUUUUUUAAUUGUCUCUAAUUUUGAAACCAAAAACAACUGAAAUCACCUAAAGAGUUAAAAUUUCAAUAUAUCGCAUUGUGGAAGAUUAUUUUUUAUCUUGUAAAAACAUUGUUUGGUUUAAUAUAUAUUUUUUAAACAUUUCACUAGUGAUUGAAUUCUACUUUUGCCAUCUGAAUUGACUUGAGUGUCUCUAAACAGGUAAAUAUUGUAAAAUGUGUGUCUUCUCAUAGACCGAAAUGUACAGGGAGAAUUAAAUUAUUUUAACACAUA
Molecule: messenger RNA, 2074 nt
Organism: Dipodomys spectabilis (banner-tailed kangaroo rat)
Lineage: Eukaryota; Metazoa; Chordata; Mammalia; Rodentia; Heteromyidae
Gene: Dnajc21
Product: DnaJ heat shock protein family (Hsp40) member C21
Exons: 13
Coding region: 138-1787 (549 amino acids)
Cellular component (GO): cytoplasm
Molecular function (GO): zinc ion binding; nucleic acid binding
Source: RefSeq, a predicted model, not a curated record